Messenger RNA from Bombus pascuorum, 1851 nucleotides. Its product is annotated as ras-associated and pleckstrin homology domains-containing protein 1-like. Bases 1 to 1851 code for a protein of 616 amino acids. The transcript has a single exon. Lineage: Eukaryota; Metazoa; Arthropoda; Insecta; Hymenoptera; Apidae. The record is from RefSeq and is a predicted model, not a curated record.
AUGCUUGGUAACUUCCGAACCAGAAGUCGAUACUCUUUGGGAUCGUACGUUCUUAAUGGGCGCAGUUGGGCGUCGUCGAAAAUGCCUAACGCGAGCCUGGCGUUCGCGAGGAACUUUACCACUACACCCGCUCUGUCGAAGGGUAGCGAGAAGAUCGUGCGUUUAUCGAAAGGAUUGACGGGACGCUUAUGGCAAGAGCAAGCGAGGUUCUUUCGAAACGAUUCCGUCCUGAUGGGCAAAGCGCACGGCAAAAGGCCACCUCGACCUCCCUCCAAACUCUCUUCCAAGUCAGUUCCCGAUUGUAGCAAAGGCCAGAGUCCACGGAGAAGGUCUUGCAGACAAUCGUACCAACGACAGAAGCCAUGCAUCCCACAGGAUAAAUGCGUACCACCCGCUCCACCGUGCUCUCGUCCACGUCCGAAGAAUCCCAAGUGUCCCCAGCCGGAAACACCUUGCCCACCCCCUUGUCCCAUGCCCUGUGAAGAACCCAUGGAGAAGAAGCAUUUGCCGCCGAAGAUAUGCUAUCGAAAGUGUCCUCUGCCUCCGAGACCACCCAAGCCUCCGAAGUGUCCCAAGUGUCCAGCUCCGUUGCCGCCUCCGCCGCUACCCAAGGUACCUCGACCACCCAAAUGUCCGCCACCUUGCCCGCCACCUCCCGCACCACCGCCACCCAGGUGUCCAAAAGUGCCAAAGUGUCCCGAAUGUCCACCGCAAAGGGAGUGUCCGCCGCCACCGCCUUGCGAACCUUGCCCUUGUCCGCCGCCAUGUCCUCCAGCCUACUGUCCACCUCCACCACCGUGUCCACCAUGUCCACCACCCAUUCCGUGCCCCAGACCACUUCCAUGCCCACCUCCCCCUCCACCCAGGAUCUGUCCACCUUGUCCACCGUGCGCGGAGUGUCCCAAACCUCCACCCUGUCCACCUCCGCCACCGUGCAGCCCUUGCCCCUGUCCUAAACCGCCACCACCUUGCCCAUGCCCGAAACCCUGUCCACCUUGCCAAGUCGCCAAACCGCGAGUCUCCUGUCCAGAGGACGUCCCGUCUUGUCCCAAAAAUAGCGGGAAAAAUCCGCGAAAGAAGAACCGAAAUAACCCGAGGAAGAGAAGGAUGUCUACUUAUCACGCGAUAUCUAGGUUCUCGCCUCUGAACAUCGAUUACAGAAGAUUCCACGUCUACUCGACGUUACUCGGUUCGUCCGACAAGUCUAGAAAAUCCACGGCGAAACCACCCAGUUGCAAGGAUUUGGAAGACAUUUGCGAAGACAAGAGACGCAGCUGCGUGAAAGCUUGCGAGAGGAAGCCCGAGAAGAAGAAGAAGGACGUGUGUGCCGGCAGAAAGCCGGUAAAAUUGCGGGAGAAGAAGAAGAAGGAGAAAGAGGACGAGUGUGAGGACAAGUGCCUACCAAAGGGAAAGUGCGAGGUGCCUGAAUUCGCUAAACCGCCGAAAAUGGAAUACGGGCCGUCUACUUGCCCAACCCCGAAGUUUGUCUCGCCUAAACCCUGUCCGGAAAUUCCUGAGGCAAAGUACGAGGUAGAAUCGUGCGUUGAAAUUCGAACGUCGAAAGCGAAGAAAGAAAUUUGCGUCCCGCCGCCUCUUCCUGAACCACCAACGGAUCCGGUGAUUCUUUGCCCUUGUCCACCUCCACCGAAACUGCACCCUGGACCUUGUCCUUGUUACGAUUUGAAAGCGGAUAAACCGUCCAAGCCGACGCUGCCACCGUGUCCGCAUAAGGAGAAAUACGUUUGUUGCAAAGAUCCGUUUUAUUGUCCACCGGACAAAUUGGAAUGCAAGAGGCGCAAGCCUUGCGAUCCCAAGAAAAUGAAGAAGAGGAAGGAGAGGAAAGACAAAUAA